Messenger RNA from Eruca vesicaria subsp. sativa (arugula), 2522 nucleotides. Lineage: Eukaryota; Viridiplantae; Streptophyta; Magnoliopsida; Brassicales; Brassicaceae. The record is from the annotation of a GenBank genome assembly.
UAAAAAGCUCUGUCUUUUCCCAUUUCCAGAUACGUAUUUUUUUUGUUUUUGAAUUAAAGGAAACAAUUCAAGAAGCUGGAGCCAAACUCAUUGGAAGGAGAAAAUUCGAAAAAUUAAUUAAAAAAAGUGAGAGAAAAAGGAGGAACCUUUGGUGAAUACUACUCAUUAAGGCAUGUGAGAAUCAGAUCUUGAGAAGAAAGGUGGAAACUUUAGCAAGCAAAUCAAAGGAAUCUCGAAGCAAUUCUUCGUCUUUUCUUGUGUGGUUUGAGUUUGGCGAUGAGUGGGAGCAAUGGGGAGGAGCGUGUUGUCGUUCACGAGGUUGCUCUUGUGGUUGCCAAGAGGGUUCGAGAAGAAGAGGAAGGAGACUGUGUUGAGGUUUUGGUGAGUGAGCUGAAGAAGAGAGGGUUGGUUGUUGAUAGAGUCGUUGGUCUCGCCGAUGAGUUUCUUAAGGUAGCUGCUCCUUGGGAGACUUUGGGGAGUGCAGCAGCAGAGCUUCAUAUACGUAAACCUACUCGUCUUGGAAUUGAUCUACCCUUUGAGAUGCAAGGCUCUGAGGCUUUCUUCAGGCAACCUGAUGGGUCACUGUUCAGCUGGUUUGAACGUUUUCAUUGCUAUCAACAUCUUCUUUACGGAAUUGUUAACAGUGAUGGUUACGACGUUACACUGAAACUUGACGACAGAGAGAUUUGUUGGGCAGCAGGAGAAUCACUAGUUAGAAGGUUGGAAUCUGAAGGCGUCAUCAAACAAAUGUUUCCUCUCCAUGAUGAACUCAAGAGGAAGGAACUUCUCCAAAGUUGGGCAUUAAAUUGGUGGAACUUCACAAACCAGCCAAUUGAUCAGAUAUACUCUUACUUUGGUGCAAAGAUUGGAGUCUACUUUUCCUUUUUGGGAAUGUAUACAAAAUGGUUACUAUUUCCAGCCUUACUGGGGAUUAUAGUGCAGAUGAUUGAUUUCGGGUCCUUGCAGUUUCUUGUUCUCCCAAGUUUCUUUGUCAGCACAAUACUCUGGGCUGCCUUGUUUCUUCAGUUCUGGAAACGUAAAAACGCAGCGUUGUUAGCUAGAUGGCAGAUAAAUUAUUUAGUUGGUCCCAGUCAAGGAUAUAGAUUUAUAGGAAUGGAAUGGAGCUCACUUCCUUUUCCAAAGGAGCUUAUAAAGAAUCUCGGAAACGAGAAGUUCAAAGAGAAGGAAGCUUAUCAAAGAUAUGAAUGGUUUGCUUACCGCAAGAGAUUUAGGAAUGAUGUUCUCGUUAUCAUGACCAUUAUCUGCCUCCAACUUCCAUUUGAGCUGGCCUAUGCUCACAUCUACGAGAUUAUCACAUCUGAUACAAUCAAGUUUCUGUUGACAGCUAUAUACCUUCUAAUCAUUCAGUACCUCACACGGUUGGGAGGGAAAGUAUCUGUCAAGCUGAUAAAUCGAGAGAUCAACGAGAGUGUGGAAUAUCGAGCUAACAGCUUGAUUUACAAAGUUUUUGGGCUCUACUUCAUGCAGACAUACAUUGGGAUAUUCUACCAUGUGCUUUUACACCGAAACUUCAUGACACUUCGACAAGUAUUGAUCCAAAGGUUGAUCAUCUCACAGGUUUUCUGGACUUUGAUGGAUGGUUCUUUGCCUUAUCUUAAGUAUAGCUACAGAAAAUUUAGAGCUAGGAAGAAGAAGAAAAGUGAAGGUGGACCAUCAACAGGAAAGAUACUAAUAGCAUCAAGAGUUGAGAAGGAAUAUUUCAAGCCUACAUAUUCAGCAAGUAUUGGUGUAGAGCUUGAAGAUGGACUUUUUGAUGAUUUCCUUGAGCUAGCUUUGCAAUUUGGAAUGAUCAUGAUGUUUGCUUGUGCCUUCCCUCUUGCUUUUACCCUUGCUGCAGUGAGCAAUGUAAUGGAGAUGAGAACAAAUGCUUUAAAGCUAUUGGUCACAUUGCGAAGACCUCUUCCUCGUGCUGCUGCAACAAUUGGAGCUUGGUUAAACAUAUGGCAGUUUCUAGUAGUAAUGUCUAUAUGCACAAACUCUGCGCUCUUGGUAUGCUUAUACGACCAAGAAGGAAAAUGGAAGAUCGAACCAGGACUCGCUGCAAUUCUCAUCAUGGAACAUAUACUCUUGCUUCUCAAAUUUGGACUCUCUCGUCUUGUCCCUGAAGAGCCUGCUUGGGUUAGAGCCAACCGUAUGAAGAAUGUGACACAAGCGCAAGACAUGUACUGUAAACAGCUCUUGAGAAGCAUUUCUGGUGAAUUUUCAUCCAUGGCUAAAUCUCAACAAGAAGGAGCAGUCGAGACAUGAAAGUAUAGAAUCAAAGUACUAGCAAAGCGUUUUUUUUUGUGUGUGCAAUAGUUAGAUCUUUUUCGUUCUUUUUGUCCAUAAGAUAUUAUGUGAUAUCUUGGAGUCUUGUAUAGACAGGUCUCUCCUAUUUUGUUUGUAAUACGUUGGACUAAUGAGGAAAUCAGUUUUACAAUUAUGUUAUAAUCAUGGGUUGAGUUCUAGAGAAGAACAUAGACAUAAUAUUUUGAAUGUUUAUGUUUCUUAUCAUCAACAUC